This is a messenger RNA of Penicillium taxi, 930 nucleotides long. RefSeq names its product DUF3431 domain-containing protein. Lineage: Eukaryota; Fungi; Ascomycota; Eurotiomycetes; Eurotiales; Aspergillaceae. The coding region runs from base 1 to 930 and encodes 309 amino acids. The transcript is spliced from 2 exons. The record is from RefSeq and is a predicted model, not a curated record.
AUGCUCCAUGUCUGGACUAGUAAACCUCGGUUUGUCAAGUUGCUGAUAUCACUAGCAGUGUUUGUUUCUCUUUUCAUUGCAUAUGGCGUGAAAACAGAUGCCCUUGCGGUCAUCACAAAGCAUGAAACUGAGGACCCUGGAAAGGAGGCAGUAAUUUUUAAACCUGACUGGGCGAUUGUCGCAGCCAAAACAUUUGAUGACGACGUUGAAUGGAUUUAUGAACUUUGCAGAGAAAGUGGAUGCACACCAUAUAUCUACAAUAUGGACCUUAUCCCCGAAGAAGGUCUAGAAGUCCCCCACUUCUACCAAGGCCACGAGGCAAGCGCCUAUCUUUCUUAUAUUGCAGACCAUUAUGACCAUCUUCAUCCAUAUACUGUCUUCCUUCACGGGAGAGAGACGCAAUGGCAUAACGAUAUCGCGGGCCCUGAGACAUCUAGGGUGCUUCGAAGUCUGCGAUUUGAGGCAAUAAAAGCUUACGGCUAUGUGAAUCUACGGUGUGCAGGAGUACCGGGUUGCCCGAGUACUUUGCACCAGAAAGAUCCUAAAGAGCAUGAUCAGCAAUAUCAAUACCUUCUCGAUCAGCUCCCGGAAAUCCUCAACAAUCUUAUUGGGAUGAAAUACCAAGAUUUCCCCGAGGAUAUUGGUCACCAGUGCUGUGCACAAUUUGCCUUGUCAAGGGAACAAAUACAGACUAAUUCAAAGGAAACCUACCACAAGAUUAUGCGGUGGAUUGGAACAACUGAUGCAACCGACAAUUAUGGAAUUGGCUGGUUAGCAGAAAAGUUAUGGCAUAUUAUCUUCCAUAUGCCUGCUGUGUUGUAUGUGAACCCACAUGGUGUUUUGAUUUCCCUUACUGAUAUUUCUUUAGAUGUCCCACGGAGGCAAAAUGCCGCUGUGAUUUAUAUGGAUGGUGUGGUCCUGGUCCACUGA